AUGUGUGGCCUGCAGCAUCGGGCACAUCGCGGGAGCCUGAGUUUCCAGCAGCCUCCCCUCCCUGCAGCAGAACAUAGGCCAGAGCCCGCCAGAGCCAGCCGAGCCGGUCCAGGAGGCACCGGAGAGCAGACUGUCCGAUUACCCCAGGACAGCCUGACCGGUGAGCCGUCCCCUGGCGAGCCUGCCACCCACACCGGUAUUCGGUUCGUCGUCCGAUUCAAGACACAAGAGGCUUGCCACCCUUUGGCCGACUUUUACCCCGUCACCGGCAUCGCCAGUGUGAUCUCGGCGGGGCCUUGGGGGAACGACGGCGGGGAUAGAAGUCUGCGUUUGGUGAGCGGCAGAUGGCAGACAGGCAUCACCAUCCUUCGUCUCGAGGCGCCCUGA
Molecule: messenger RNA, 387 nt
Organism: Chaetomium globosum CBS 148.51
Lineage: Eukaryota; Fungi; Ascomycota; Sordariomycetes; Sordariales; Chaetomiaceae
Exons: 4
Coding region: 1-387 (128 amino acids)
Source: RefSeq, a predicted model, not a curated record